AUGUUCGUAUUGUCAUUGUGCUUCUUUGCACACUUCGUGUUAGGGAGCACCCCUCAACCGUUCCCACCGCAUCUAGCGAAUUUUUCAACCGCUUGCUCGGAAUUCGAGCCACUCAAAUAUGUCUCAAAUGCGACAUUGAACGUGCAUGAGUUCGUUGCCGCAGGCACGACUCUUCACUUCCCGGGUACCGACCCCAGCUGCGGAACGGCGAAUCAAACGGUGUCUGUAGAUAUCUGCAGGAUUGCCUUGAACAUCAGUACUUCAGACCGAUCUGGUAUCAUUUUCGAGAGUUGGCUGCCGCGUACUUGGACUGGGAGGCUUCUGGCGACGGGAAACGGAGGUAUUGAUGGUUGUAUCAAGUAUGAUGACAUCAACUACGGCAACAAGAAUGGUUUCUCUGCCGUGGGAUCAAACAAUGGUCACAAUGGCACCGGGGGAAGUGCUUUUCUCCACAAUCCUGAGGUGUUGAAGGAUUAUAUAUAUCGAUCACUUCAUACCAUCACGGAAGGGGGGAAGAAUUUGACGACUGCUUUCUAUUCGGCACCUGCAAAUAAUUCCUACUAUCUUGGAUGCUCGGGAGGUGGACGGCAGGGCAUCAAAGCCGCAGAAAUGUUUCCCGAGGACUUCAAUGGCAUUGUUGUUGGUGCUCCCGCUGUCAACUUUAAUAACAUGACCUCCUGGCGGGCUUCCUUCUUUGGUAAGACGGGAGCCUCAACCUCGCCCAAUUUCAUUCCGGCCAGUGCUUGGCAAGGUUUCAUUCACGAUGCAGUUCUAAAACAAUGUGACGCGAUUGAUGGGGCAGUUGAUGGAAUCAUCGAGGAUCCGACAUUGUGCGACUUUCGUCCAGAGGAGCUGAUCUGCAGUUCUGGCCAGAACUCAACGAAAUGUCUCAAUGAGGCACAAGUUGAAAUAGUCAGAUCAGUUUUGUCACCACUCUAUGGCUCAAGCGGGGAACUUGUGUUUCCAGCUAUGCAGCCGGGGAGUGAAGUCCAAGCAGUCCAAGGACUGUAUUCUGGAACCCCAUUCCCGUAUUCCCUGGAUUGGUUUAGAUACGUGGUUUACAACAGCAGCACCUUCGAUGACACCCAUUUCUCCGUCUCAGACAUUACUGCAGCGCAGGCUCUGAACCCAUACAACGUCCAAACCUACCCCUCCAAUCUUAGCAACUUCACGGGAACUCACAAGGGCAAAUUACUUAUCUUCCACGGCCAACAAGACGAGAAAAUCACAUCUUUCUCCACCGAACGGUUCUACAACCAUCUUGCUAGUGGCAUGGAACUUCAUUCUUCCCAAAUCGACGAUUUCUUUCGAUAUUUCCGUAUCAGCGGCAUGUUUCAUUGCAGCAGUGGGCCGGGCGCAUGGAUGAUUGGACAGUCCGGGUCUGGAUCUAUGUCCUUCUAUCCCGAGACGAACAUCCUUGCUGCGAUGGUCCAAUGGGUUGAAGAGGGUAUUGCACCGGAUACUAUUCUAGGCGUGAAGUUUGUGAAUGAUUCUGUGGCAAAGGGGUUAGAGAGAAGCAGAAGGCAUUGUCGAUUUCCUUACAGGAACACGUAUAUUGGCGGAAAUGCAAGUCUGCAGCGGAGCUGGGAGUGUAUGUUAUAUGAAUAG
This is a messenger RNA of Hyaloscypha bicolor E, 1608 nucleotides long. RefSeq names its product tannase and feruloyl esterase. The transcript has 3 exons. The record is from RefSeq and is a predicted model, not a curated record. NCBI's taxonomy places the organism in Eukaryota, Fungi, Ascomycota, Leotiomycetes, Helotiales, Hyaloscyphaceae. Bases 1 to 1608 code for a protein of 535 amino acids.